Scomber japonicus (chub mackerel) is the source of this 1299-nucleotide messenger RNA. It is a transcript of the gene gal3st1b, whose product is annotated as galactose-3-O-sulfotransferase 1b. The record is from RefSeq and is a predicted model, not a curated record. Gene Ontology annotation, molecular function: galactosylceramide sulfotransferase activity. Gene Ontology annotation, cellular component: membrane. The transcript has 2 exons. NCBI's taxonomy places the organism in Eukaryota, Metazoa, Chordata, Actinopteri, Scombriformes, Scombridae. Gene Ontology annotation, biological process: myelination; galactosylceramide biosynthetic process.
AUGCCUGGCAUCAAAGGAAGUAAGUGCAAGCCUGCAGUACGAAGGCUGAUUCUCUGGGUUUUAUUGACCACUGUUACGCUGGUACUGUACUGCUUGACAAACCCAACUCAAAUGAAGAUGAGGCUAUUUGUCUGAUAUUCAUCCAUAUCAUUUCUUUGCAGUGGCUCCCAAAAAGACACAUGUCCUCUCAACAUGGCAAGAUUAUUGAAGAAAAAGUCACUCUCUGAAGAGUGCUCCCCCAAAGGGAACAUCAUGUUCAUGAAGACCCAUAAAACAGCCAGUAGCACAAUACUCAACAUCCUCUUCAGGUUUGGAGAAAAGCACAAUCUUAAGUUUGCCUUCCCUGAUGGGCGCAACGACUUCUUCUACCCAUCUCCUUUCCUGUGCUCCCAGGUGAAGGAUUACAAGCCUGGCAAGUGUUUCAACAUUGUGUGCAACCACAUGCGCUUUGACCAUGAAGAAGUAGCCAAGCUUCUACCUCCAGAUGCUGUCUACGUCACCAUUUUACGUGACCCGGUGGAUCUCUUUGAGUCUUCCUUCCAUUACUACCACAGAGCAGUUCCUCUCACGUGGAGGAUCAAUGGCGAGAACAAGCUGGCAGAGUUUCUAAAAAAUCCUCAUUCCUUCUACAGUCCAGAGGCUUUCAACUCAUUCUAUCUUAAAAAUCUGCUCUUUUUUGACUUUGGUUUUGAUAACAACCUUGAGGCAGACGAUCCCCGUUUGAUGAGGUUUAUUCAUAACUUAUCCAAACGUUUUCAUCUGGUUCUCAUAGCAGAAUAUUUUGAGGAGUCUCUCAUCCUGCUCAAGGAUAUACUCUGUUGGACAAUGGAAGAUAUCCUGUAUUUUCAGCUUAAUGCUCGCAAGACCUCAUCAAUAUCUCGACUGACCCCUGAGUUGAGAGCCAAAGCUUUACAGUGGAAUGGAGCUGACUGGAGACUCUAUCAGUACUUUAAUGCUACCUUCUGGGCCAGAGUUGAAGCGUAUGGUAAAGAAAGAAUGAAACAGGAAGUAAAUGAACUGAGGAGAAGGAAUGCUGAAAUGAGGGCCAUCUGUAUCGAGGGAGGACAUGCGGUUGAAGCCCGAAAGAUUCAGGACAGACGUUUCCUGCCUUGGCAGCCAGUGGGAGAGUCCUCCAUCCUGGGGUACAACAUGAAGAGGGAUAUUGAUCCCAAAUUCAGGACAAUCUGUGAAAAAAUGCUCACACCUGAAAUAGAAUACUUAGCAGACCUGGGCGUAAGCCUGUGGCUUACUAGACUAUGGGGUUGGUUAAAAGAUGCUUUUACUGACUUCCUGACUUGA